This is a messenger RNA of Fusarium verticillioides 7600, 2055 nucleotides long. RefSeq lists its product as hypothetical. The record is from RefSeq and is a predicted model, not a curated record. Gene Ontology annotation, molecular function: ATPase activator activity; protein-folding chaperone binding. Gene Ontology annotation, biological process: protein folding; positive regulation of ATP-dependent activity. Gene Ontology annotation, cellular component: cytosol. Bases 760 to 1722 code for a protein of 320 amino acids. The transcript is spliced from 4 exons. Lineage: Eukaryota; Fungi; Ascomycota; Sordariomycetes; Hypocreales; Nectriaceae.
AAGUUGCCCAUCGGGUUUCUCGGAUAACUUUUGGCCACCCGUACGAAAUCCUUCAUGAUAUCGUUCAGAUCCGACAAUGGAAGCUAUCGAGCUUGACGGGCGUGUAUUGUCCCUUUAAACCGAUACACUGCAUUGGCUGGUCCAGUUAUCUAUCAUAAAGCUAACCGAUAUUCAGAGUCCUUUCGUUGAGUGUUUUAUCUUGAGCCUUUACGCAACUGUUUCUAUGAUCAAUUGGGAUGCCAUUCGCAAGCAAGGCACUUGUGAUCAUGGGGGCCUAAUCUUGGUGGAAAAGCUUCGCCAGUUGACAUAACGGAACAAGAGGGUACGGAUCAUCGACUUCUCGUUGAUUGCCACAUGGGAACCCUCGAUGUAUCCUUUCCCCGUUAUCUACUUGUAUUAGUCCUCCAUCAGGAAGAAGAUUUCUUACCGAGGCUGAAGAGAAGAUUGUUUUGGUUAUCGAUAAAAAUGACGAGGCUGGGUCUUGACUCUUAGGUUGCUCUGAAAUGAGCCCCACUUGAAGCUAGCUCUAGGACAUUGGAAAAAGGUGGGGGCACAAGGCUCAAGUAAAAUUCUAGAGGAUUCUUCUCCAACAAACUCUCCUCUCUUUUCAACUCUUCACGUUCUGCUCUUCUCUCUCUACCUUUCCUUUGCUAUUUAUUGACUUAUUGGCCACUGCUCACUCUCUUUCCUUUCAACAUCUUCUCUACACCUCCUUCACUAAACUUCAUCAUCUAGUACACCCCUUCGACCGACUUCACAAUGGUUCUACACAACCCCAACAACUGGCACUGGGUCAACAAGGACGUCUCAGCAUGGGCCAGAUCCUACUUUGACGAGAGCCUCACAAAGGUUCAGGCCGAGGAGGGUGAGGUCAAGGCCAAGAUUGAUAAGAUCCAGAGCAUGGAUGGCGAUGUCGAUGUCAGCCAACGCAAGGGCAAGGUAAUUACCAUCUUUGACGUCAAGCUGGUGCUCCAAUAUUCUGGAUCUGCUCCCGGUGAGGAUGAUGUUUCUGGUACCAUUACUGUGCCUGAGAUCGCCCACGACACGGAAGAAGACGAGUACGUGUUCGACGUAGACAUCUUUGCCGAGUCAAAGGAGAAGCAACCCGUGAAGGAUCUUGUCCGAUCAAUGAUCGUGCCCCAGCUGCGCCAGGAAUUCCAGAAGCUUGCCGGCGCCCUCAUCGCCGAGCAUGGUAAGGAUAUCCAGCAUGCUCCCGGCUCCAACCCCUCAAGCGGUUUCUCGACCCCCAAGAUUCACCCUCAGAGCUCCACUCCUAAGCCAGCCGCCACUUCCAGCACUCAAAGUAAGACCGGCGGUGUCGUAAACACCACUACUGUGACCGACAACGAAGAGUUCCGAACUACUGCUGAAGAACUGUACCAAACCUUUGUCGACCCUCAACGAAUCGCUGCUUUCACACGAUCUCCUCCCAAGGUCUUCGAUGGCGCCAAGGUCGGUGGAAAGUUUGAGCUGUUCGGCGGCAAUGUGUCUGGCGAGUAUCUCGAGCUCGAGGAGCCUAAGAAGAUCACACAAAGCUGGCGACUGAACCAGUGGCCUGCCGGUCACUUCUCCAAGCUGCACAUCGAGUUUGACCAGAACGACGUCGACCACGUAACCGUUAUGCGAGUCAAGUGGGAGGGUGUUCCUGUCGGCCAGGAGGACGUUACCAAGCGCAACUGGCUCGAGUACUACGUUAAGAGCAUCAAGCAGACUUUCGGGUAAGUUCAUUGAUGGCUCUUCUUGCUUAGUUACUUAUACUGACUACGAGGCCUUAGCUUCGGCACCAUUUUGUAAGCAUGCUACAAGACUAAGGAGUCGUGGAGUUGGGGUAAACACAAGGAUAAUACGCUCUCUAGAUGAGGGUAGUGACGGGGGGUUGCAUGGUCGCUGCUUUGGUGGAGGAGGGCGAGGGUCGUCUUGGGUGAUCUACACAAGACCUAGAAGCGUGUGGUUACGAUAUCAUGAGAGACGUAAAGUAAAGCAAAAUGAAAUAAUGCAUCAAUGGUCAAGAGUCAUAUUGUGUCAUGAGUUAUACGAAGAAUGUCUGAUGCCUCG